Molecule: messenger RNA, 1746 nt
Organism: Parastagonospora nodorum SN15
Lineage: Eukaryota; Fungi; Ascomycota; Dothideomycetes; Pleosporales; Phaeosphaeriaceae
Exons: 6
Coding region: 1-1746 (581 amino acids)
Biological process (GO): positive regulation of transcription by RNA polymerase II
Molecular function (GO): DNA-binding transcription factor activity, RNA polymerase II-specific; RNA polymerase II cis-regulatory region sequence-specific DNA binding; protein dimerization activity
Source: RefSeq, a predicted model, not a curated record
AUGGGCCGUCGCAAGAUUGAGAUCAAGGCCAUCAAGGACGACCGCAACCGCUCCGUUAGCCGCGAGCCAACACUGACCCUGGAUAGGACGUUCCUGAAGCGCAAAGGCGGUCUGUUCAAGAAGGCGCAUGAGCUCUCGGUGCUCUGCUCCGUCGACGUUGCCGUCAUCAUCUUUGGCCACAACAAGAAGCUGUACGAGUUUUCGUCGGGCGACAUCAACGAGACGAUUGGCCGGUACCAAUAUGUCACGCAGUAUGGCGGCGCACACGAGCACAAGGGUCCGGAGGACUUUAUGGGCAAGAAGGACGGCGACGACGAAGAUGAGGAGGAUGAGGAGGGCGCCGUCGCUCGAGACUCGCACACCCCGCCAGAGCACGGUAUGAUGCCGCACCAUCUGCAGCACGCGCAGGCCUUCCAGCACAUCCGCCACGCGACGCCGUCUGCCUCGCCGCCAAUGCCCAAUGGCGGCAUCCCCUUCCACCAGCGAGGCCCCUCGCCGCAGCCCGGCCACCUUUCCCGGCCAAACUCGCGAGACCCACAUUCCGGACGCGCCCCAAGCUCUGGAAUCUCGGCGCCUUCCACAGCCCUUACCCGUCAGCCAAGCACCGGCCGCCGCCGCCAGGCAACUAUGCCUUACAUGCCCCAAACCCGGCCCUUUUACAACCCGCAGAAUGCCCAGCCAGAUGGCCCCGGCGCCCGUCGCCAGGCCCGCCCUCUGUCCCCGCACUUCCAGUCCAGCAGUUCAUGCAGCAAGAACCGCGGAGACAGUCUAUGCCGCCAACAUUUCAGCAACAGCAGCAUGCUCAGCAGCAGCAACAACAUCAGCACGCACAGCAACAAGCUCAACAUCAGCAGCAGGCCCAACAACAACAUGUACAACAGCAGCAGCAACAACAACAACAGCAGCAGCAGCAUCAACAACAGCAGGCUCAAGCACAGGCUCAACAGCAACAGCAGCAGCAGCAGCAGCAGCAGCAAUCUUCCCAAUCACAGCCUGUGUCGCAACCGCAACAAGAACGCCCCGCGCAGCCCACUAUCACCGUUCCGUCUCCGCCGCAACAUGACUUCCAGACCACGACCACUGCACGCCUCGGCCAAGCACAGCAUUUUCACGCCCAUCGACGACAGCCAGUCCAUGCUCGCAGCGCAUUGGGGCAGCAGUAAUGUGAGCUCGUCCCGCAGCGAGGUCCCGUUUAUCAAGCAGGAGAACCGAGCACAAUCAAUCGAUGUAGCUGCCAUGUCUCGACUAAACACCAACGGAAUCUCCCCGCCUCAACCCCCGCCACAGCAGAUGGCGCAGGAGCCCCCGCAGCGAACACAGUCCACUUCGGGGAUGCCCGCGAUCCAGCCCAUCUCGCGAACGAACAGCAUGCAGACGGACCCGAAGAAGCCCAGACUGCGCGUGCAGAUUCCGAGUGAACAGUCUGAUGCUGGAAGCGCGACUGCCGACUCAUCGCCGAAGGACUCUGGCACUACUGGGGCCACCCCUGCACGGACGGGCACAGAAGGAUCACAUUCUUCUGGUGUUGUCCUGCCUCCCCCGUCACCCAGCGCAAACUCUUUAAUGAGUGCUGGUGCAACCGGGCCGCCAAAUCCUUUUUGCUCGCCCCCCGCCACCAUCCAACAGCAACUCCUAUUGGCAGCCAGCGGACCGAGCUUCGCGCGUGACGACUCUGCUGACCGGGAGCGCAAGCGCAAGACCUCUGACGACGGGUCCGACUCUGGCCAGAAGAGGGUGAAAGCUUGA